UGGGGAUUAAGUGAAAUAGACUCAAUGGUAAACCCAAAAGUGUCUAUUAAACCAAAAAUAUGCUACAGGCCUUUACGACCUUCUGACCUUGACAUUUUAGAGUAUAUCCAUGGCAGACUAUUUCCCAUCAGGUAUGAAUCUGCUUUUUUCCAAGAUGUGGUAAAUGGACGCGACAUUGUGUCCUGGGGAGCUGUUGACAGUAGUCGGCCAAAUGGCCAAAGUGACGAACUCAUUGGAUUUGUAACAACACGGAUUAUUCUUGCAAAAGAAAGCGAGAUUCUGGAUGUGCUUGGAUGUGACUCAGCCAAAUCUGAUCAAACUUUAGUCUACGUUCUAACGCUGGGGGUAGUGGAAGCAUAUAGAGAUCAUGGAAUAGCAACUUCUCUGAUUGGAGAGGUCAUAAAAUAUGCUUCGAGUAUUCCAACCUGCCGAGCUGUUUACUUGCAUGUUAUUUCUCACAAUGAACCAGCAAUCAAUUUAUACAAGAAAAUGUCUUUCAAGUGUGUAAGAAAACUGCAGGGAUUUUAUUUAAUCAAUGGCCAACAUUAUGAUUCAUUCUUAUUCUUGUACUAUGUAAAUGGGGGACGGUCUCCUUGCUCACCAUUAGAGAUUUUCAUUGCACUAGUAAGCUACAUUAGGAGUGGCUACAAGUCAUUGGCUGCAAGGCUAUGUAAGAAUGAAGGCUGGAAGAUCUCAAGGCGGGCAAAGUGUAAAGAAAGCCAUUCUCUUGUGACAGCAACACACAACAAAAGAAAUGUGACAGUCGAGUGUACUGGUUACGAGUGUGUUUAAUUUAAUUAAUUAAUUUAGUUUUAGUUUUCUGUUUUUUUUUUAUCAUUGAACCUCACUCUUGAUUCCCUCUAGAAAGGUCAUAUUGAAGCCAAAAGUUAUAUUUAUUUAUUGUAAUUAUCAUGUCAUAAUGAACUUCCACGAUCCAGUCAAUUCACAUAGUUAGAAGGUGAUAUUGAUAAUCUUCUAAGUUUUAUGUGUGUUUAA
Gastrolobium bilobum is the source of this 996-nucleotide messenger RNA. RefSeq names its product histone acetyltransferase MCC1-like. The coding region runs from base 25 to 792 and encodes 255 amino acids. Lineage: Eukaryota; Viridiplantae; Streptophyta; Magnoliopsida; Fabales; Fabaceae. Gene Ontology annotation, biological process: N-terminal peptidyl-methionine acetylation. Gene Ontology annotation, cellular component: Golgi membrane. Gene Ontology annotation, molecular function: protein-N-terminal amino-acid acetyltransferase activity; histone acetyltransferase activity. The record is from RefSeq and is a predicted model, not a curated record. The transcript is spliced from 5 exons.